UAUUAUUCUCAUCGUUAAUGAAGAAAAUAAGUUCGCAGAUUCAAUCGCUUAUGAAUAGAAAUAGCUUUUAAGAACCUUCAUUAAGCAACGAUAUUAAAUCUUCAAGAAGCAAUGUUAAAACCGCAAAGACAGAAAGACCUUAAUCCAAAACUAAAAAAAAUGACCUAUUAGAUUAUUUUAAAAAGGAAAGAAAUACGAUUACGCAAAUGGUUCACUCAGUAAGAAAUACUUUACAAGGAAGCAAAAGCAUUGAUAUUUUACAUUCUUAAAGUUAGAAAAGCGAGCGUUUGAAAAAUGGAUAAUUAAAUGUAUUUAUUCUUCUGAAAAUUCUAGUAUGUGGAUUUGAAUGUUUAGCCAGAAGAGGGCAAUAAUACGAAAAGGUAAAUACUCAAAUAAAAAAAUUUAUCUCUUGCCAUAAUUUCAUUAGAAGUAUGCUUAAUGAAUUUAUUGUUUAUAGAAUCAGCUUUUAAAAUCGUCGCAAACUACUAAAUAAUCUUACAAUCAAUCCCCUUAAAAUUAAAUAAAAUCACCGAUAAUAAAAUAAAAAGAUUAAUAUUUAUUUGAUAUGCAAAUAGUAUAACUAUUGAAAUAAUAUAAUGUAGUUAAAAAACACCAAAACCUCCUAAGAUGAUUAUUAACAGAACUCUUAAAUAAAAUAAAAUAAAUAGUCAAUUCUAUCUGACGAUCCAUCAUAUCAUAGAUAAUCGAUAGAGGAUAUGCUCUACAAUAAAAAAUACUUUAAUCAAGUAUAAACAUAAAAACAUUUUCCUCAGAAACAAUGUGAGAAUGAAAAAGCUAAACCGCAUUAAAUUCAUUUUAAAACUGAAGCCUGUUCAUCCUAGGUUCAAUAAAAAUAAUAAAAUGCAGAUGAAACUUUGAAUUAUGACUAGGAGCAAUAGUUAAAGAUUAUCCUCUAUUAUAAACAAUCAAAGUACUCAACAUAAAUUAUUUAGAUAUCAUUAUUUAUUCAAAUAUUAAACUAAAACUACUGAUGAUCUCUUUAAUUAUUUAAUACAGUAAAUAGCCAGUAUUGAAAAAUAAUGUACAAAGUUAGGAGGAGGUACAGGCUCAACAGAUGGAGAUUCUAUUCAAUAAGGUAUUUAAAGAUGAAUAAUAUCAGAAUUAAAUAAAAUAUGUUAGUUCUAAACAGUAUCAAAGAAUGUGCCCUAUGAUUAUUACUUGACAUUAAAUGAGAUGACUUUGGAUGUCUUCAAAGGAAACACUCUACAAAUCUAGCCUUUGUAUUCCCAGCCUAUUUAAACUAAAAAGGUUGGAUUGAAAGAUUUUACACUAGUCAAAUGUAUAGGUGUUGGAGGAUUUUCAAGAGUGUAUAUGGUAAGAAAGAGAGACAAUGGCAAGUUUUAUGCGUUGAAACUUAUUGACAAAAAGUUUAUAUUUGAAAAUUCAAAAGAAAUCAUUGUAUAGAAUGAAAGAGAUAUCAUGACUAAAAUGAACAACCAAUUUGUAACACCAUUACAUUAUUCAUUUGAAACAAAAUACUAUAUAGCUUUUGUUUUAGAGUAUUGCGCUGGCGGUGAAUUAUUUUACCAUCUAAGAAAACUGAAGAGAUUAAAUGAACAAGAUGCUAAAAUCUAUUUUGCAGAAAUUUGUUUAGGAAUGGCUUAUUUGCAUUCUUAAAAUAUCGUUUAUAGAGACAUCAAACCUGAAAAUAUUCUCCUAGAUUUAUAAGGUCAUUUAUUGUUAAGUGAUUUCGGAUUAUCAAAACCAGAGAUGACACCAGAUGAUUUUGCUUAUUCAUUUUGUGGAUCACCUGAAUAUAUGGCUCCAGAGAUGCUCAUGAAAACAGGUCAUAAUUAUUUGGUUGAUUGUUAUUGUUUAGGAGCAUUACUCUAUGAAUUAGUUACUGGAUUGCCUCCAUUCUAUUCACAUAAUACCCAAGACAUUUAUAAUUCUAUUUUAACAGAAUAAAUUCAAUUUCCAAAUUACAUCCAGAUUUCUCCUCUUUUGAAAGACUUAAUUCAAUCCUUAUUGCAAAAGGUUCCUGAAGAUAGACUUGGACAUUACAAUGGAAUUAGUGAAAUCUUAAAUCAUAAGUGGUUCAAAGAUGUUGACUUUGAUGCAGUUUUCAAUAAAAAGGUUAAACCACCUUAUAAACCUUAUCCUCUGAAAUAUAAUUUUGAUGAAGAAGAAUUCAACAAGGGAGAUACUGAAUUUAGAAAGCAAUUUCAAAUCAAUUUACAAAAGGAAUUUCAAGUAUAAUAUGUUAUAAUUAAUCUAAGAAUGUUGACACUGCAAAUUAUCUAUUAGAUAACUUUUAUUACUCAAGGGAUAGUGUGUAUGGAUAAGAAAAAUCAAGAAGAACUAAUGUUCUCAAUUUGAAUCAGUUGUAAAAUUAAGCUCUUAUUGCUGAACCAUUUUCAAUUAAUCAGUAGACUAAGGUUCAAUCACCAUAGGCAGAAUCAAAUGAAUAAUUAUUUUCAUAAUCACCAGAGGAUUCAAAAAGAAUCUUUGGAACAAAGGGAAAAAGUGAUCUAUUUGAUAACUCAAAAAAACAAGAAACUAUGACUAAAUCAUCCUAACUUUAGCAUCAAACUGCUAAGCUAGGUCAUACCUAUUCAAAAACCAUGUAGCAAGCAUAAUCAUCGCUUUAGGAACUUAAAGUAUUAUAUAUAUGAAUAUUUUAUAGCAAAUAAAAUUAUUAAUUGAUCAAUCCAGAGCAUUAUAAACUUCAGAUAGAAUUACUACUAUGCCAGAUUAAAAUAACAAAAAAGCAACAGAAAGAGUUAAAACAGAAUAAUUUGGUACUUUAGCAUCUCCAAAAACAACUACUGCUAGUUCUUCUUUACAUAAAAUGAGUAACUUUUAAGCAUUAUUUGGAUCAGAAAAAAACAAGAAAAAAUUAUUUUGAUUAAUUAAAG
Paramecium octaurelia is the source of this 2879-nucleotide messenger RNA. Lineage: Eukaryota; Ciliophora; Oligohymenophorea; Peniculida; Parameciidae. The record is from the annotation of a GenBank genome assembly.